AUGGCACAAAACGAAAAGUUUCUUUAUCGGCAGGGCGAUAGAAUUCUUUGUUUUCACGGGCCUAUGAUAUAUGAGGCCAAGAUUUUAGACAAAGAUUAUCAACAUCCAAAAUCAGGAGAUUCAGGACCACAUUAUUUAAUACACUAUAAAGGAUGGAAAAAUACUUGGGAUGAGUGGGUAGCUGAAGAUAGAGUAUUACCAAUCAACGAAGCCAAUUUAAGUAGACAAAAACAAAUUGAAGAAUCUAUGACAAAGAAGAAUAAACCAUCAGCAAAGAAAAUUGUGCAAGAUUCUUCAGCGGAAAAGGGAAAAAAGCGGAAAAGAGAUAUUUCCUUAGAUAAAGAUGAACUCAUUAAGAAGCCUAAGAUUAUAAUUUAUAUACCUGAACAACUUAGGAUACUUUUAGUACAGGAUUGGGAAAACAUAAACAAGUCACAAAUGUGGGUACCGUUGCCACGUAAACCUUCAGUGACUGAUAUAAUAAACAAUUAUAAAUCUUGGAAAAUUGAAAAAAGUAAAGACAGUGACGGUAUUGAUGAAGAAGUUAAUAAAGGCGUAUGUUUUUAUUUUAACAAAUGCUUGGGAACUCGGCUUUUGUAUCAAUCUGAAAGAAAUCAAUACAAAGAAAUUCGAUCUAAAUUUGAAAAUUUGGAAAAUGCCCAAAUUUAUGGAGCUGAACAUUUAUUAAGAUUAUUUGGUAAAUGA
Molecule: messenger RNA, 705 nt
Organism: Dentiscutata heterogama
Lineage: Eukaryota; Fungi; Glomeromycota; Glomeromycetes; Diversisporales; Gigasporaceae
Source: the annotation of a GenBank genome assembly